Salmo salar (Atlantic salmon) is the source of this 1728-nucleotide messenger RNA. RefSeq names its product protein lifeguard 4. NCBI's taxonomy places the organism in Eukaryota, Metazoa, Chordata, Actinopteri, Salmoniformes, Salmonidae. Gene Ontology annotation, cellular component: membrane. The record is from RefSeq and is a predicted model, not a curated record. Gene Ontology annotation, biological process: negative regulation of apoptotic process.
GUUUCACAGAAAUCACGAGACAUGUCACAUGACAAACCAAGCCGGAAGCCGGAAGUGGAGUGAACUGACGCACGUCAACAGGAACAGCUGUGCAAGGGCCCAAAACAGAAAACAUCACACAGUAUUUUAGUCUGAAUUAAAGCUGGAUCAAGAUGACUACACCUGAAAAAUAUCCUAGGUCUUCAAUUGAAGAUGAUUUCAACUAUGGGACAAACGUUGCGACUGCGAGUGUGCAAAUCCGGAUGGAUUUCCUGCGCAAGGUGUACACCAUCCUGUCUCUUCAGAUCAUCCUGACCACGGCUACUUCUGCUCUCUUCAUGUUCUGUGACACCAUCAAGGACUUUGUCCAUUCAAGUCCAGCGGUUGUGUUGAUGUCAGCCAUUGGCUCCCUGGUGUUGAUCAUUGCCCUGGCCUUCUACAGACAUCAACACCCCAUUAACCUAUACCUGCUUGCCGCAUUCACUCUGUUGGAGUCGGUGUCUGUUGCUACUGCAGUGACCUUCUAUGAGUACUCCAUCGUGCUCCAGGCCUUCUUCCUCACAGCCGCUGUGUUCCUUGGGCUGACUGCCUACACCUUCCAGUCUAAGAGAGACUUCAGUAAACUGGGAGCUGGACUGUUCUCCGGCCUGUGGAUCCUGAUCAUCGCUGGUUUCAUGAAGCUCUUCUUCCAGAACGACACAGUGGAGCUGGUAUUUGCUGGUGCAGGAGCUCUGUUGUUCUGUGGCUUCAUCAUCUAUGACACCCACCUCCUGAUGCACCAGCUGUCCCCUGAGGAACACGUCCUGGCCUCCAUUAACCUGUACCUGGACAUCGUUAACCUCUUCCUGCACAUCCUCCGCAUGCUGGACUCCAUGAAGAAAAACUGAGCUUCUAUUCCCUAUUUAGUGCACUACACACUAUUCCCUAUUUAGUGCACUACGUUUUGACCAGGGCCCAUAGGGCUCUGUAUGAACGUAGUGCACCGUGAAGGGAACAGUGUGUGGUUUGGGACUCAGGCGAUUAGUGAUCUGCUGCUUAGCUCACAGGGUGACUUGGGAUCGAUUCAGUUCUAAAUUCAGUAACAUUUUCUUGGAAUUAUUUAGAAAAUCCUCAUAGAAAAGAAAAAUGGGCAUUUAUCGAUUCACCUCCUGAAUUGAAAACUGAUUUGCCCCCAGUCUCUGAUAGACAACCCUGCUGUAGAUCCUACCAGUGAUUGUGAAACGUUAACUCAUCGUCUAAGUUUAACCCCGGAGAUAAUAUUAUAUUAUAACCUGUGCCAUUGGAACUGGUUGUGUUUUGGACUUAUGCUGUUUUGUUCUAUACUGUUUAUUAUUCUUAAUGUAAACAAAAAAUAUAUAUAUUUAAUUUUGGGUUGCUCGCUCAAUGAAUGAAUCCUUUCUGAAUAUUGAAGCAUACGGAUUAUGUAAGGUUGUUUUUGGGUGAUGGUGUAAAAUAGCAUAACACAUUUUUUAGACUAAAGUAGAAUUAACUACUUUCCUAACUUCCAUCCCCUAGCUUGCUGGUAUUCUGAAUUUCAACGCAUGAAAACAUCCCUUAGUUACUGUCCGUAGGAAUAGAAAAAUCAACUCAGUGGCCAGUGUAUUAGGUCCAUCUGGUACCGGGUCGGACACCCUUUGCCUCCAGAACAGUCUGAGUUCUUUAAGGCAAGGAAACAAUUGAUGUCAAGGGACCUAACGCCCCCAGCCUGUACCGUUGACGCCAGGCAGGAUGGGACCAUGGACUCAUGCU